AUGAAUCCCGUUGCCAGUAUUUCUCACUUUGUUGAAAAAAGAAAACAAUCAGUUAAAAUAAGUUCUACACCUAAAUCACCUAAGAGUCAUAUGAUUACUCGAGAUAAGACCAGUUGUCUUCAACCGGUUUAUAGUGAUUUUCUUCAAACAUUAAAUCUUCACGAAGAAUAUUUUAAUCAUAAUUAUGAUCGAUGUUAUUGUUCAAGACAUUAUUCAAUGAAUAGACCGAGAACAUCUAUAAUUGGAGGUUAUAAAUAUACAAUACCAUGUGGAUGGAUGCGUUUUGGUUUAAAAUUUUAUAGAUUUUCUUGUGAAAAUGAAGAUAUUUUUAAAACAUGGCCUAUAUCGUUCUAUGGUACAUCAAUAGAUCAACUUGAACAAAUUUUAUGUAUGCAUUUUAUACCUUUUCCAGGUGAUAGAUUAUUAAAUAAAGAAAUAUUUGCACCGAAGUUUUUUGAUCAAGGUAUUUGUUAUACAUCACCAUCUAUUUAUUAUACAAGUAAUUUAAAAGUUUGUCAAAAACAUGUUUUUACUUCGAAAUCAAAUGAAACUUAUGAAGUUCAAGUUAUUUUACAAUGUAAACAAAAACCAAAUACAUUUGAAGUAAAUCAUGGUCAAUCUGGUUUAUGUAAUAUUAUUCCAGCAAAUGAAAUAAAAUGGAAAACUCGUACACGAUCAACUAUUCUACCUUAUGGAUUAUUAGUACAUAUGAGAAAACAAUAG
This is a messenger RNA of Rotaria sp. Silwood1, 723 nucleotides long. Lineage: Eukaryota; Metazoa; Rotifera; Eurotatoria; Philodinida; Philodinidae. The record is from the annotation of a GenBank genome assembly.